AUGAAUGAAGUCGUACAACUGGGGACUCUACCCCGAUCGCAACUCCCGAAUACUACGUACGAAAAAGCAUCGUCGUACUUUGAGGCCCUGGCAGAUCUAUACCUUCUGCACCUGAGAAGUCAGAGAAACGAGGCGGAUAUCUCGCCGGAUGCCGAUGCAGAUGUCCUGGCGGAUGGCUUCCGACACAAGUUCGUGGCGAGGUUUCUCUUCCGCAAGCUUGUCCAAGAUCAGAAGCUGAGAAAGCAAUGGAUCUUCUACGACGAUGGUCCAUUCCAUGUCUGGUGUGAUGAUUUUCGACCGGAAAUCGUUCUAGUUGAUGGAGAUGAACGCAUCAUUGGUGUGGUCGAUUGGGAGUUUACCUAUGCUGCUCCGGUUGAAUUUUCUCAUGCCGCGUCUUGGGGGCUUCUUCUUAGAAAGCCCGAAGUUUGGCCGAAAGGUCUGGAUGAUUGGUGUGUUAAGUAUGAGAAAGCUCUGCACACCUUUCUGGUGGCGAUGAGGAAAUGCGAAGACGAGGAAAUUCAGAAGAAGCUGUUAGUGGAAGCCCACCCUUACGUUUCUCCAGAGUUGGCUCAUCAAUGUCUUCUAUCUCUGCUAUUUGACUCUCGCUGCGCUGCCUCUUUUGUGACUGAGGUCAAGAAGACCAUGCAGUGGCAUUCAACUAUCGACACACUGAAGAACCCUCUCUCCGGGUAUCUGUCUCCUGCCGUCGAUUUGUUGAGCAGUCUGGACCACUUGCACGGAAAAGCUCUGAAGAAAGAAUUCAGCAGCCAGUUCGAAUUUGACACAGCCCUUCAGCGCCUGUUGGCCUCUGCCAACGAUGGACAUCUGGGAUACAGCGGUUGCUCCCAGAAGAUUUUCCAAUUUACUCUCAACACUCCUAUAGCCUCAGUUUCGUCUGAUAGAUUGGAAAUUCCCGAAGUUUACGCUUUGGACUAUGUCCAUUUACUUGGCAACCAUUCUGAUCUUGUCUCUCCAAUUGUAUCAAUCAAUGGCAAGAGGGCAGAGAGUUACCUCGAGAACAUCUCACACCACCAAGGCUAUCAGGACCCAGAUGCCAGGUAUAAUCAGCUCUUUGACUCACUUACCCGUGUCCCGGAGACUAUGACUGCCAAUAGAACCGAGAAAAAGGUGAACGUAAAAUCUGUCCCACUUGCCCAGUACAAAUUCAACUAUACCGACAGUCGAGUUCUCUUCAAAGACUACUGCAUCCCGCAGCCUUCCUCGGACGACGAGGAUGAUGAAGAGGAGGAAGAGACGACCGCCGCUAGCUUGCCCGCCUCGCCGUUCCUACCAAGGCGAUCCGACAAGGGCGAAGGUGAACCGAACAACGCGACCAAGUUCAUCCAGGAGGCCAAGAAGGCUGGUAAGAAGAAGCUCAUCAUCGAUCUGUCCAACAAUAGUGGAGGUUUCAAUGCGAGCGGAAUGGACCUGUUCAAGCUAUUUUUCCCGGACAAGGAAAUUUAUAGCGCGGCUCGUCUGCGCGCCCAUGAGGCUCUUAAUAUUUAUGGAAAGGUUAUGAGCAAGAUCCCGCGAGGAUCUGAAUUGGCAGAAGCAUAUGACUUGACCCUCUCCGACCUAGUUACCCCUAACCAGACUGCCUUCGAGUCCUGGGCGGAGUACUACGGUCCGCACGAGCUGGCGCAAUUGAACCAGACUAGUUUGGUCUCGAAUCUCAAACUGAACGACUCCAACUGGGAUUUGGUCAUUCGCGGCUAUGGCAUCGUUAAGUAG
This is a messenger RNA of Aspergillus affinis, 1731 nucleotides long. Its product is annotated as peptidase S41 family protein. Gene Ontology annotation, molecular function: serine-type peptidase activity. NCBI's taxonomy places the organism in Eukaryota, Fungi, Ascomycota, Eurotiomycetes, Eurotiales, Aspergillaceae. The record is from RefSeq and is a predicted model, not a curated record. The transcript is spliced from 6 exons. Bases 1 to 1731 code for a protein of 576 amino acids. Gene Ontology annotation, biological process: proteolysis.